Messenger RNA from Monascus purpureus, 1017 nucleotides. The record is from the annotation of a GenBank genome assembly. Lineage: Eukaryota; Fungi; Ascomycota; Eurotiomycetes; Eurotiales; Aspergillaceae.
AUGCUUGGGAAAGUCGCUCUGGAAGAGGCAUUUGCCUUGCCACGCUUCCAUGAACAGACGCGGUGGUGGGCAUCGCUCUUUGCAGUUGAUGCAGAGAAGCAUGCCGCUGAAAUCACUGACAUUCGCCAGAAAAGGAUUGAGUAUAUGGACAAGUACGGCGUGGGAUAUCAGAUCCUCUCAUAUACAGCGCCUGGGGUACAGGAUAUAUUCGACCCGAAGGAGGCGCAAGCUCUAGCUGUUGAGAUAAAUGACUAUAUCGCUACCACUAUUAAAGACCUCUCUGAGCGCUUUGGGGCAUUUGCUACCUUGUCUAUGCAUGAUCCGAAAGAAGCAGCUGCCGAAUUGUGCCGCUGUGUGACGCAGUACGGUUUUAAAGGUGCGCUGGUUAAUGACACGCAAAGAGCCGGCCCCGAUGGAGAGAAAGCCAUCUUCUAUGACCAGCCCGAAUGGGAUGAGUUUUGGGCCACUGUGACUGACCUCGACGUGCAAUUCUAUCUCCAUCCGCGAAACCCCACUGGGAAGAUCUAUGACGCUCUGUGGGCCGACAGAAAAUGGCUCGUUGGACCUCCUCUUAGUUUUGCCCAGGGUGUGAGCCUCCAUCUCCUCGGAAUGGUAAGCAAUGGGGUCUUUGAUCGCCAUCCAAAGUUGCAGGUCAUCAUUGGACACCUGGGUGAGCAUCUUCCUUUUGAUCUGUGGAGGAUUAACCACUGGUUCGAGGACGUGAAAAAACCACUCGGCCUGAAAGAGAGUUGCAAAAAGACGAUCAGGGAGUAUUUUGCACAAAACAUCUGGAUUACCACCUCUGGCCACUUCUCGAGUCCUACCCUUCAGCUCUGCUUGACAGAGGUUGGGGCAGAUCGGAUCUUGUUCUCGGUUGAUUAUCCUUUCGAAAAUCAUAAAGACGCAUGUGCUUGGUUUGACGCGGUGGAGUUGAACGAGAUUGACAAGGAGAAGAUUGCUAAAGGAAACGCGAAGAAGCUGUUCAAACUCGGCAAGUUCAAGGAUGACAACGCAUGA